This is a messenger RNA of Saprolegnia parasitica CBS 223.65, 2574 nucleotides long. RefSeq lists its product as hypothetical. Gene Ontology annotation, biological process: RNA 3'-end processing. NCBI's taxonomy places the organism in Eukaryota, Oomycota, Saprolegniomycetes, Saprolegniales, Saprolegniaceae. The transcript has 13 exons. Bases 1 to 2574 code for a protein of 857 amino acids. Gene Ontology annotation, cellular component: nucleolus; TRAMP complex. The record is from RefSeq and is a predicted model, not a curated record. Gene Ontology annotation, molecular function: mRNA binding; poly(A) RNA polymerase activity.
AUGGCGUCUGCGCUCGCGCCAAUGCUAGAGCGCCACGUGCGCUCGCUGACACUGCCGCAGUACGCCGACGCCCCGCGGCAUCCUUAUGCGGCGACUUCGCCCGCGCACUGGGCCCCCAUGUGGGCGUGGUUUGAAGCCUUGGGCUACGAAGACCAACACGACGUGCUUUGCUUUGUGGACGCGCCGUGGAUCAGUAUGCUGCGAACCUUGCACUCGGUCGUCCUCGACCGCAAGCACGAAGAUGGUGUCUUCGUUAUCGUACCCAGUACAGCGGACGCCAGCACCAAGAAGAAACCGAGCCGAGGAAAACAGCGCGAUCUGAAGCCGACGCCGCCGCUGCUCGAGCGCUGUGCGUUUGUGACGUGGGCUUCGUUGCAGGCUUCCUCGGUUGACGAACACAAUACUGCCUCGCCCAGUGCGAACACAGCGUUCAUCUCGGCGAGCCGCCAACUCCUCGCCAGCGUCCGGCUAUGGGCCCACGAUGCGUACGCGGACGGGUGCUGGAUCAAGCGCAGCGGCUGCAUACGGAAAGGUGCCUUCCAGCACUUGCUCGAGCUCGUCUUGCAACACGGAUACCGUCGGCUGGGGCCCCGGUACCCAGAGGCAACGACCUUGUCUGCAUUUAUUGCGCUGCGCGUUCUCGAGCACUUGAUCGAAGUGUUUCGGGGCACGGUGGCGCGCGCGAUGGCGCUCUCUGCGCGUUUUGAUCGACUUCUGUGGCUUUGGGAGCACACGUCCGAGGCGGACCAGAAAGAACUGCUCACGUCACCAAUGCAAGUGCGGAUCCAGCGACUCCGCAACGCGGCCGAGCGCACCGAGAGCGAGAUGCUGCUGCACUUGGCCGGCAACCAGCUCCUCGACGAGCUCGACAACAAUGUCCUUAACGACGCGCGCUUCGUCGCCGAGUCGCUCUACACGUCGACGCUGAGUCGGUGCGGCACUGCGAUCGACUUGGUCGCGCGCGAGAUUGGCCACGAUCUGCAGGCGGCGGCGACGGCGCAUAAGUCGGCGAUCAUGCUUCGCAGCAAGGACGGUGUGCACAAGUCGACCAAGAGUCGGCGUCCGAAAAGUAAGAAAAAGCUCUUCAAGAAGCUCGUGUCGUCGCCCGCGACGAGCAGUCACAGCGCCGACGACCGCGUUGAGGACGAGGACGAAGCGACGGCGUCCGUCACGGGCGCAUGUUCCAAGCUCAACCCGUCGUCACCAACCUUUGUGGCGCUGUCACCCGAGACUGCGUCGACGUGCUCGAGUGGCGACAGUAGCUGUCAAAUGUACCAGCUGCCGGACGCCAGCGACGUCUACUUGGCGACGCCGGAGUCAUCGUCCAUGGCUGUGCUGCGAUCGGACGCGUCACUCCUCGAGACGUUUACGCUCGCGCUUCACGAUGACAUCCUCGACAUGUACGCCAUGCUCCAGGACAUUGUGAGUCGCCGUCGCCCGUGGCAGAUUUGUGUCGUGACGCACCUCAAAGACUGCGUUGCCCGGCUCUGGCCCGACGCCGAGGUUCAUGUCUUUGGCUCGUUUGCUACCGGCUUGAGCUGCCCCAAGUCGGACGUCGAUCUGCUCAUUACAGGCGUCGCGUACGACCGCAAGCGCAUCUCGAACGCGAUUCAGGUCAUUGAGCGCACGGCGAUUCCGCUUGUGAAAGUGACGACCGCCGCGGUGCCGUCGUCGUUUGGUGCUGCACAGGGUGUCAUCCGACUCGACAUUAGCUUCGACCAGCCGCAGCACCGCGGCAUCGAGACGUGCAUGUACGUCCAGCGCCUCGUGUCGGUCUUGCCCGAGCUGCCGCCGCUCAUGCUCGUGUUAAAGCAGCUGCUACUGGAGCACGACCUCAACGACAGCUAUUCGGGCGGUCUCUCGUCGUACGCACUGACGCUGCUGCUCGCGAGCGUGCUGAGUCCAUUGCAGCUCAUCGCGCCCGCGCACCGACCCAACCUCGGCGAGCUCCUCUUGCAUUUCUUGCAACUCUUUGGCCGCGACUUUGAGCCGCAGCAGUCGUUUGUCCGGAGCACCCACGGCGGACCGCUGGUCCCACUGAUCGACGGCUUUCUACACUGCGCUGGCGACGUUGUUGUCAUCGAAGACCCGCUUCGACCCGAGCACAACGUGGCCAGAGCAAGCUUUGGCUUUGGCCGCGUCCAGGAGUCGCUCCGCGACGCACUUGGGCGCAUGGAGGACCUCAUGCCGACGUUCGCGACCAUCGUGGGCCAAAGCGCUGUCGGUGGCUACGCGACGCCCCAGCACGAUCUGCAUGCGUGGGUGACGGGCCAAGAAAAGAGCAUUCUGGGUGCUGCGUUUCAAGUGCCGCAUCACGUGCACUUGGUGCAGCAAUUGCGACACCUCUGGAGUCCCCUCGACGAGAAUGACGACGACGAUGAAACGGAGCUGGAAGACAACAGCGAUCCAUGCAACAACAACGAUCAUCUCGACGCGUGGGCGGCCGACGCGGCCAGCCUCCUCGAUGCGUUGGCAACGAGCGUUUGCGUCGCAUGCCACGGCCAGCACGGCGCGCACCGUCACGAGUGCCCCAUCGCACUGCUCCUCACGCGCUACGAGCACCUCGUGCGAUAG